Molecule: messenger RNA, 900 nt
Organism: Pocillopora verrucosa
Lineage: Eukaryota; Metazoa; Cnidaria; Anthozoa; Scleractinia; Pocilloporidae
Product: octopamine receptor beta-2R-like
Biological process (GO): G protein-coupled receptor signaling pathway
Cellular component (GO): membrane
Molecular function (GO): G protein-coupled receptor activity
Source: RefSeq, a predicted model, not a curated record
AAAAUGCAAGUCUGGUUUUGGAUUCUUGGCUGGCUUCUUUCUAUUCUAACCAUAACCGGCAAUGGAUUUAUCUUUUUCCUUAUUUGCAGUAAACGGCAGCUUCGCACCAAAACCAACGCGUUAAUCGUUUCACUCGCAGUGGCGGACUUUUGUGUUGGGAUGAGCGCUGUUCCUCCGCUGUUCAUGUGUGAGAUGGCAGGAAGUUGUAAUCUGGGUACCAUGGUAAUCACAUGGACGACAAAAAGCCUAUUCCAGUAUGCGUCUGUGACCAACCUUUGCUGUUUAGUCCUAGAUCGCUACAUUGCUGUUGUAAAACCGUUAAAAUACUUGACCUUUAUGAAGCGUCGCCGAGUCAUUCAGAUGGUAACCUUAUCAUGGGUCAUUCCAAUUGUUCUCAUUUUCUUUACAUACAUCGUAUUGAGUAUUUCCUUUUUCCAAAAAUCGAUUCUCCCCAUAAAGAUUAUAACUGUUAUGUUCAUCAGUCUCGAGAUGUUUCCAAGUAUGUUAUUGAUAUGUUUCUUUGUAGCUAUGUUAAAAGUCGUAUUUAAGCAUAAUCGAGCCGCUCGUUUUCUAGCAAAACAGUUACGCUUCAAUCAUCAGGUUUUCUUCAAAACUCAGGAGAAGUCUGCUAUUAUAAUGAUGGGGAUUGUAAUCGGAUUGUUCCUGGUGUGUUAUGGCAUUUUUCUACGAUGCAGCUUCACGGUAGUUUCCGAUAUGGAUACAUCAUGUAAUGAUACACAAUUUAAAAUGCCCCUUUUAGUGUUAAACUCUGCCAUCAACCCUCUAGCGUACUCUUUCUUCAAGAGAGACAUAAAAAAGGAGAUUAAAGGACACUUUUGUUGCUCCGUGUCAUCAAAGUCAAACAGAAUUCAUCCUUUAAAUGAGAACAGCUCCGCAUGA